Messenger RNA from Desarmillaria tabescens, 1439 nucleotides. RefSeq lists its product as uncharacterized. The record is from RefSeq and is a predicted model, not a curated record. The transcript is spliced from 4 exons. The coding region runs from base 141 to 1334 and encodes 397 amino acids. NCBI's taxonomy places the organism in Eukaryota, Fungi, Basidiomycota, Agaricomycetes, Agaricales, Physalacriaceae.
UGUUUCACCGCGUAGGUUCAAAUCCUGCCCACAACGAAUUUUUAUUAGUUAUUUCAGCCCCGAUUCCGGGCUGAAAUUGAAAAUGAAUUUUGGGUUGCGUCUAAACCGGGAAAUCUACGUGGCUCUCACUCGUUUCUCUCAUGGCCGACUCUCCUGCUAUCCGAAUCCAUGCCCGUCUCGAUGCUCUCGAACAAGAGCUGGCUGCGCUCAAUGCCCUUCCUCCUGAUGCCACGCCUGGUACGACUACGAGACGCCAAAAACUCAUUGCCGAGAUCCAUAAGCGGAUGAAUCAGAUAUCAUCGAUGGGGAUCCUUGCACGCCGACGCAGCACGGCAAGAAGCACUGGGGGAGGCGCUCGAAAGGCUCGUGGGAAUCAAGUGGUCCCUGCGGCAUCUGAUGCUCCUCCCGCUGAUAUUGUCCAGACCCGAGUAGAGGAGCUAUUGACCAAGUUUGAUGGGGGAAAAUAUCCGCCCCUGUCUGCUAACGACUUUACCAAGAAGCUCAUGUUUCCUGACCUAGGAAGGAGAGAAGUAAUAGAGGAUCUUGCGUUUGUUCGGUUAAUUCGUGGCUACAAGGACACGCAGAAGAACUGGUACGAUGCGUUACUACCACUUGUCCAGACUAGGAAUACUUGGGAGAAAGUCUGCAUCCGAACGGCCGAUAUGAAAAAGAUACCUAACGAUAUGGAUCGCUUGGUAGCUAUGAACCAGUUUCUGCUCGAUCAAGUUGGUGUGGGGGCAUGUGAAACAUUCGUCGACUAUGUCACCCGAGCCAUAGAAACUAUUCGUUAUGUCAAGAUAUGGGAUGCGCAUGAUGUGGAGGAUGACGACGAAGAAGCGGAGGAGGAUGCGCCACCGACAGGCGGCCGCAAAUGGAAGAUUGACUUUCUCAAGCGAUCAUUUAGAGCGGAGCAGCCCGAAGCACAGCUCGAGCUCGACCAAGCCCUGGCAACGGGAGAUGAGACAGUGAUUAAAGAGGCGAAACAAGCGUACGAAUCCAAACUCGGAUCGCACCGCAAAAAGCACCAACACCUUAUGGAGAUGCGACGUCCUCUGGCGAUGUUGUACGACUAUUUCGGUGCAGCGGUCCUGCUUGACCCCUUCUGGGAUGUUACGGACAAGGGGAGGAAGAGGCGCAGAAGUGGAGUGUUUGACGAAAUGCUGAUGUAUUUGUGUCAGCAUCUUCCCGAGGAGAACUUUGUGCAUGUUCCCGCUACGCGGUAUGAAACGGCGCACAGUUCAUUGACAGAUGUGUUGACUACUCUGGCGACACCUGUUGCGCAGCAUGCUGAGGAUUUCCUGGACAUGUACGCGCCAAUUUCAUUUGGAAAAUAAUAUUACAGCCCUGAAUCCGGGCUGAAAACGAAUGUACAAGUAGAAUAACGGUUAAGGCGAGUGGGUCGCGGCAGCGGCUUACGUAAUCAUCAAAUUAUCACUUGG